This is a messenger RNA of Ricinus communis (castor bean), 2192 nucleotides long. Its product is annotated as protein DETOXIFICATION 46, chloroplastic. The transcript is spliced from 14 exons. Gene Ontology annotation, molecular function: xenobiotic transmembrane transporter activity; antiporter activity. The coding region runs from base 107 to 1807 and encodes 566 amino acids. Gene Ontology annotation, cellular component: membrane. Gene Ontology annotation, biological process: transmembrane transport. Lineage: Eukaryota; Viridiplantae; Streptophyta; Magnoliopsida; Malpighiales; Euphorbiaceae. The record is from RefSeq and is a predicted model, not a curated record.
UUCUCUCUCUCUCUCUCUCUCACUCUUCUCUCUGUUUCUGUUUCUUGUCCUUCAGUUUUGCAAUCAGAGAAACAAAGGGAAUUAAAGAAGAAUUCAUAUCAAAACCAUGUCUCUCUCAUUAUCGACAUCCUCCAUUUCAUUUCUCCAAAACCCAAAUCUCAAAAGAAUAAUCGCUCCACGCACUUCAGUUCUCUUUAAGAACCCACCGCAAAACCUGUCUCUUCUUUCUUCUGGCAUUUCAUCUUCAAGAAGUCAUUACUCCUACUACUACUACUACAACAAGGGGUUUGCUACUUCUUGCAUUGGUACUUCUGGGCAAGAAGUAAUUCUGGAUGAUGAUCCUGAACCGAGUGUUGGUGAAUGUGAUGAUGGUUUGGCUUCAGGGCCUCACGAGCAAGAGGAAGAGGUGCAAGAAACUGUUGUCACUUCAAAAAGAGAAGAGCUAGCGAGCCAGAGCAUAUGGAAGCAAAUAAAGGAAAUUAUGAUGUUCUCGGGUCCGGCUACUGGGCUGUGGAUCUGUGGUCCAUUAAUGAGUCUCAUUUCAACUGCUGUUAUCGGUCAGGGAAGCUCCACUGAGCUUGCUGCAUUAGGUCCAGGGACAGUCUUUUGUGAUAAUAUGAAUCUGCUGUUCAUGUUUCUCUCAAUUGCUACUUCAAAUAUGGUUGCCACUUCACUUGCCAAAAGGGACAAAAAUGAAGUGCAGCAUCAGAUAUCAGUUCUGCUCUUUGUUGGAUUGAUUUGUGGCAUCUCUAUGCUCUUGUUUACACAAUUCCUUGGUUCAUGGGCACUAACUGGUUUUGCCGGCCCAAAGAAUGCGCAUCUUGUGCCUGUAGCUAGCAAAUAUGUUCAGAUUCGAGGCUUAGCAUGGCCAGCAGUUCUCUACGGAUUGGUUUCUCAAAGCUCAAGCCUUGGAAUGAAAGAUUCCAUGGGACCUUUAAAGGCUUUGGUGGUUGCCAGCGUUGUAAAUGCACUUGGUCAUUUAGUCCUGUGUAGAUUUCUAGGCUAUGGUAUUGCAGGAGCAGCAUGGGCAACAAUGACAUCACAAGUAAUUGCAGCUUAUAUGAUGAUUGAAGCUUUGAACACGAAAGGGUAUAACGCUUUUGCUAUCUCUAUUCCAUCACCAAAAGAAUUUAUGCAAAUAUUUGGCAUAGCUGCUCCAGUUUUUGUAACAAUGUUCUCAAAGGUGGCCUUCUAUGCUCUCAUGACGUAUUGUGCAACAGCAAUGGGCACAUUCACUGUUGCUGCUCAUCAGGUCAUGAUUCAAAUGUAUGGGAUGUGUGUGGUCUGUGGUGAGCCUCUAUCUCAAACUGCACAAUCAUUCAUGCCCGAGUUACUCUAUGGAGUUGAGAGAAGUUUAGAGAAGGCUCGAACGCUGCUAAAGUCACUUAUGAUUAUUGGAGCUAUACUUGGAGUGGUAAUAGCAAGUGUUGGAGCAUUUAUACCUUGGUUGCUCCCCAAUAUUUUUACCCGCGAUCUUAGUGUCAUACAAGAGAUGCACAAAGUGUUGAUUUUGUUUUUUGUUGCAUUAUCUGCAACGCCCUGUACUCAUAGCCUUGAAGGAACAUUGCUGGCUGGACGAGAUUUUAAGUUCAUCAGCUUAUCAAUGAGUGGAUGUUUUUCUCUUGGUGCUCUUCUGUUACUGCUUGUGAGCAGUCAAGGAUAUGGUCUGCAAGGCUGCUGGUGCGCACUUGUAGCAUUCCAAUGGGCUCGAUUCUUCUUUGCUCUCCGACGACUGCUGUCUCCAAAGGGCAUGCUUAGCUCUGCAGCUGUAACUGAACACAGACUUGGGAAACUUAAAGCUGCUUAGUUUCUUCAUCUAGGAUCAGCUAAUAAUGGGUUUCGAAAGCACAGGAUUGGAAAUCUGUGCAGGUGCAUACUUCAUUUACUCAAUCAUCACCUAUAUUCUUUUGUCCCAGCCACCAAAGAUCGAGCUCUCUUUAUUCUUUGAUGUUUAAGUGAAGCCGGCAAAGAACAUACAAGCAAGGUGUAUGCCAAAAAUAUUUAGCAAAAUUGUUUGUAGGAAUUGGUUACUGCUCUGCUGCGGUUGCCGUCACAAUUAAGUAUAAUGUAAUUGGAAGCAAAUUUGAUCUUCUUGGUCAUGCAUUGAUGAAACCCUGACCAUGGAAAAAUACAGUAAUUCUUGAACCUCAGGUUCCAUGUAAUGAUAUUAAGUUGAGGAUUGCUUUUCAUUA